AUUUUUUCUCUACAAAAGUUUUAGUCGUCAAAGUUGAAAUCGAAACAAUGUACUUCAAAGGGCUGGCACAAUGCACUAUAUAUAUGUAUUACUGGUCCUAAACUUCAGCUGUUUAUCCCAGAGCUAUAAGAUCGGAGCGCUCGAUAAGGCCUACAGCAAACGUAGCCUCGAUGUAUAUCCGGACACGGUGAAGCUGGAGGAUUCGGGUGCUCCGAAAGACGCUGGCGGCGGGACGGGCCAGGAGUGUGAAACCAAGACUUGCUCUGGGGCUCUUUCCAUUGGGGUGUCCGACCCGAAAACCAAAGCCACGAAUAUUGCGCAGAAGGCGGCGCAGGAGGCGAAGGCGGCGAAUGAUGCACAGGUGGCCGCGGCAGAGGCAGCUGCGUCACAGGUGAAAAUCCAGCUGGCCGAGAAGGCGCUACAGUCGGCGCGCGCGGCCGAGGCAGCUCUGGCGGGCAAGCAACAAAUCAUGGAGCAACUGGAGGCGGAGCAUCGCGAGGCCGAGGCGGUCGUUCAGGACGUAAGUAACUCCCUACAGAAUACACAGGCGAACGCCGCAGCGGCCAACGAUGCGGCCAACGAGGCGAAGAACCAACUGGGAAAGCUAAAGCAGCUGGUGCAGGCAUCCAUUGCGAAUCUGGCCAACAUCGAGAACGUGUCGGGCGGCGCUCAGCAGGAGUUGGCCGAGAAGACGCAGCUGCUGGAAGCGGCCAAGAAUCGAGUGGACAGCCUAUUGCGUCAGCUGAACUUGGCCAAGCAGGACUACGAUAAGACCAAGAAGGCGGCCUACAAGGCAGCCUGCUCGGCGGUCGAGGCCAAGCAGAAGGCGCAGAGGAAUCGACGUAGAGCCGCAGAUCCAAAGUCAUCUUCCCCUUGACCAUUCAUCUUUAUCUUUAUCUAUUGUA
This is a messenger RNA of Drosophila navojoa, 905 nucleotides long. RefSeq lists its product as uncharacterized. The record is from RefSeq and is a predicted model, not a curated record. Lineage: Eukaryota; Metazoa; Arthropoda; Insecta; Diptera; Drosophilidae.